Armigeres subalbatus is the source of this 3813-nucleotide messenger RNA. It is a transcript of the gene Scm, whose product is annotated as polycomb protein Scm. The record is from RefSeq and is a predicted model, not a curated record. NCBI's taxonomy places the organism in Eukaryota, Metazoa, Arthropoda, Insecta, Diptera, Culicidae. The transcript is spliced from 5 exons. Gene Ontology annotation, biological process: negative regulation of DNA-templated transcription. Bases 505 to 3300 code for a protein of 931 amino acids. Gene Ontology annotation, cellular component: nucleus. Gene Ontology annotation, molecular function: zinc ion binding; histone binding; chromatin binding.
UUUACUUUCGUUUGGAAACCUGCGCUGGGAAAGAAGAGUGGAAGAAAAAGUGGAUUUUUAAUCAGUUUGGGUGCCGAUAAAAUGCGUAAAUUACUCGCAAUUCGUCGCAAAUUUUAGAUCAAUUCUCGUGAGUAUUGCUAAAAUUCGCAGCACACGCACAAGUUUUGGUAAAAUUUAAAUUGAAAUGUUUGGCGCCGCGAUGUGAGAAAAAAGAAAACAAGUGAACAAACUCCGGCAGUGCUGUCAGGGGAAACGCAAGGAAGAGUCAUACAAAGAGAAAAAAGUGGUCUGAAAUCGAUUACCGCUGGUGAAUGAAACGAAAAAGGGAUGGUAAUCGUGUCGAAUUUGCCAGAAGAACAAGAACGAGACUGUUUUGAUUUUGUGAUUUUGACGUUUUUGGGCAAGUAGUUCAAAAGGACGACUUCCUAUCGAUUAGAGGCAGUCAGUCGAUACCAAAGGACCUUCGUGGGAUUGCUAGCAGCAAUUAGAGGAUACUGUUUUGUGAUGUCCGCAUCUGGAAGCUCGUCGCCAAAUAGUAACAGCAACAACAUAUCCAGCAGCAGUGGCAACAACGGCACAGAAUCAAGCUCGGACAGGCGGAACAGCAACGGGCAUUCCAGUUCCGGAAGGACUCCCCGCAAAUUGACGGGCGGAAGUAGCUCUGCGGGGAGCAACGGAACAUCCUCCAGUAGCAGCAGUGUUAGUUCUUGCAUUUGGUGUGGCGAGCACAAAAAUCCUCUCAAGUACGUGCUGCCAACGCAAAACGGUAAGAAGGAAUUUUGCUCGGAGACUUGCAUCCUUGAGUUCCGAAAAGCGUACAGUAAGGGAGCUUGCAUCCAGUGCGAUAAUGUGAUACGGGCUAAUGCACCGAAACCGAACUACUGCUCGACAUUCUGCAUGAAGAAGCACCAAAAAAAGGCAACGGUUGGCAGUGGAGCCCAUCCGGCGUCCCAGUCCUCCUGUGAUGGCCCGAAAGCGACUUCCCUCUCUUCGGGAAUGGCCGCUGCCAAUACAACUUCGUCAUCUGGCACGUCAUCGGCGGUUUCCAAAAUCAAUGGAAAUAACAACAACAACAAUAAUAACAACAGCAACAGCAGCAACAACAAUAACAACAACGGCCGGAAGAGCAAUGGGAAUUCGCCUGGACGAGAACCGACCCGAAUCAGUCCGGUAACUACCACGACGACAACCGGCCCUUUCCAGUACGAAAGCUUCCACGUGUUCGACUGGACCGAGUAUCUGCGCGAAUCCGGUAGCGUCCCGGCUCCAGCUGAAUGCUUUAAGCAAGCGUUGGUACCGCCUACGAAUGAGUUCAAAAUAGGCAUGAAGCUGGAGGCCCUCGAUCCACGGAAUGUCACCUCAACCUGCAUAGCCAGUGUGGUCGGAGUGCUUGGUUCUCGGUUGCGGCUACGACUUGACGGCAGCGACAAUAAGAAUGACUUUUGGCGGCUGGUAGAUUCUACGGAAAUUCACCCCAUCGGCCACUGUGAACAAACGGGAGAGAUGCUGCAGCCGCCCCUCGGAUUUCGUAUGAACGCCAGCAGUUGGCCGACGUUUCUGUUAAAAACUCUCAAUGGAGCUCCGAUGGCUCCGGCCCAUAUCUUCAUGCCGGAGCCACCAACGCCGAAGUGCAAUUUAUUUCAGGUUGGACAGAAACUGGAAGCCGUCGAUAAGAAAAACCCGCAACUGAUUUGCUGUGCAACAGUGGAUGCUGUGAAAGAGGAUCAAAUCCAUGUAACAUUCGAUGGUUGGCGGGGGGCAUUCGAUUAUUGGUGCCGUUACGAUUCGCGGGAUAUAUUUCCCGUGGGCUGGUGUGCUAAAAGUUGCCAUCCUAUGCAACCACCGGGUCAGAAGAAUAAAAUGGACGGAAGCGGAAGUCGAUCGAAAGCAUCACGUUCUUCCUAUACCAUGAUAUCUGAGCCGGACUCGAUGACCCCAACCAGCCCAGUUACGGCACAUUUCCACAGUAGGUGCAAAGGUGGACCAUUCAUUAAUAGCUCUAAGUUACCAUCGAUGGUAACCGCUCCGAAUCAUCAGACGUUGGCGAAACUUUGCCUACAAGAGGUAUUAGCCGCUUCCAAAGAUCAUUCCCAAUUGUCUCCGCUACUUUUCGGUCUGGACGGAGAAGUGCAUAUUGUAACGGCAGCUGGCAAGAAUUUCACGGUGAAAAUUCCCGGAAGCAUCCGGCAGAAGGGGAACAAUGGGCUUUCUGACUUUUUGGAGACGCUUUGUACUGCAUGCAGAGCAUGCAAACAUCUCAUAACCUUAGAACCCGGUCCAGAGCAGUGCGAUACUUGCAAUCAAUCGAUGGUGCAAUCAACCCAGCUGAAGAGGCCUAACAAACCAGAACCGACAGUACGAUCGGCAAGUCCACCGCCAACAGCAGCGUCCUCACCAAAGGCAGCAGCAACGACGCGGGAGUCACAGCACGAUAAUCCCCGCAGUCCUUCGCCGAAACGUAAGGCAGUCGAACUGGAAACCGCAACAUCGACGACCAACAACGAGCCCAGCUCAUCGUCACCUCCGCCACCGACAUUAUCCGUACCAUCGGCACCAUCAGCGCCAUCCACAGUCGCUACCAUCCAUCCAACGCCUUCUUCAACGGUCAUGGUAUUACCUCCAGCACCUACCAGUAUCCUUCACGCUCCCAAUAGUACGACGUUGAAAACAGAGCACCAAAAUCCAGUGGCUGCAGCGGUUGCGGCCGCGGCCGUUGCAAUAGCAGCGCCCUCUUCAUCAACGACUGUAUCUGCUUCGGCGGCAUCACCCGCUCAGGCACCCAUCCCAGUGGCGCAUUCGACUCCGACGGCAAACAUCGCGCCGGCACCAGCAGCGACAACCAUGAUUCCGAGCUUACCUGUGCCACCGAGCACACCUUUGGCCGUUCCUCUGCAUCAACCCAUACCCUCGUCAUCGAUGGCUUCUUCACUGCAGGUCCUGUCGGUAGCACCCCCCGUUGUGCUACAAACGACGCCGAUGUUGUCUAGCAGUCAGCACCUGGCGCCGAUAUCGGUACCAACCACAAUCGUGCCAGUUGCCGUUCCCAGUCCACAGAUGCCACGUGGGCAAACCACCGACUGGACUAUCGAGGAUGUGAUACGAUUCAUAGCGGUGCAGGAUCCGGCGUUGGCCGUGCAUGCAGAUCUUUUUAGGAAGCAUGAAAUCGACGGAAAGGCAUUGCUCCUGCUCAACAGUGACAUGAUGAUGAAGUACAUGGGUCUGAAGCUGGGACCGGCGCUCAAAAUCUGCAAUCUGGUCAGUAGGGUGAAGGGGCGCCGUCACAAUUUGUCCUCGAUGUAAAUAGUUGUUUGAAAUCGUUAUUCUUUUCUACGGUAUGUAUGCCCCCGCUGUGCUAUAUUGCUCCCAUGGAUUUGUUUAGGGUUCCUGUUUUGUGGCAUUUUUUGUUUAUUUUUUAGUUUACACAUUUUUGAAAAUUUAUUACGAAUGAUUGAGAGUAUAACUGAUUGAACCGUUUGUUUGGAUAGUAUGUAUGUCUAGUAUGGAAAAUGUAACAUUUGAUAAUUUCCAUGGUACGUUGCAUAUAGGGAGUAUCGUAACGGAUGUAUCAAUUUGGGGAGAAAAGGGACGAAAUAGAGUUAAAUAUGAAGUUGAACUAGUGAUACAUUAAGUGUAGCAAUUUUGUAAAAAAGUGACACCUUUUGCCAAGGUGAAUUUGGUCAGCAACGUUAAAAUAACAAGAGAUGUUUUUUUCUUGUUUUUGCGUGAUUUUGCUAAGUCGUGCUCAUUAUGUUAUUGGAAUUUUAAAUUAAACAAGUGAACGUUUUUAUUUAAAAAAUAGUUUAAAUCUGUAAA